Molecule: messenger RNA, 1252 nt
Organism: Camellia sinensis
Lineage: Eukaryota; Viridiplantae; Streptophyta; Magnoliopsida; Ericales; Theaceae
Product: NDR1/HIN1-like protein 6
Biological process (GO): defense response to other organism
Cellular component (GO): plasma membrane
Source: RefSeq, a predicted model, not a curated record
AAAUCAGCACACUCGCAAUGAGAUUAUACCAUACACACAAGCUUACACUCACACAGCUGUCAGUCAAAUAAGGAGGGCAUCAGUUGGAUCUUAUAUAAAUGGUGUCUGUCCCUUCACUCAGUACUCUUUGCUUUUGCAUUGAUUGACUGAUAGAAGAAUCAGUUUAAGAGAGGUGUCCCAGCACCAAUCUAGGGUUGCCAUUCCACACACAGGUUAGAACAAAUAAAGCUGAGAUAAAAAAGAUCCCAUAUUAUGGCAGAUCAUCAGAAAAGUCAUCCGGUCGUGGCGGAUGGGGAAGCACAGCCAACACUGCCUAGAGUGGAAGCACAACCAACGACACUGCCUUUAGUGUCGCGUGGUUUAUCAAAUUCAGAAAAAGGAGAUAAUCCAGUAGUGCAGCAUCCCCGUCCCCUUCCUCCAUUCAAUGUUCCAGUAGUACCAAUCCACUCAAAUAAUCCACCAAAGAAGCCGAGAAGCAGCUGUUGUUGCUGCAAAUGCUUGUGUUGGACGAUUAGCCUUCUUGUCCUAUUAUUGAUAGUUGUAGGAAUCACCUGUGGCAUCCUUUACCUUGUGUUCCGCCCAAAACUUCCCAACUAUUCAGUUGAUAGCCUGAGUAUAUCUGAUUUACGGCUGAUCAACUUUGGUAUGAGCCUCUAUGCCAAAUUUGAUGUGAAGAUCACUGCCACGAACUCAAACAAGAAAAUUGGAAUCUAUUAUGAAAAAGGGAGUCAGCUAAGUGUGUGGUACUCUGACACCAAUCUAUGCCAAGGAACGCUCCCAAAAUUCUACCAAGGUCACCAGAAUACCACACACCUCGACGUGGCUCUAACCGGUCAAACCCAAUAUGCGAGCACUUUGAUGACAGCAUUGCAGCAGCAGCAGCAGACUGGAAGAAUCCCUUUAGAUCUCAAGAUAGAUGUGCCUGUCAGCGUUAAACUUGGCAAGUUGAAAUUGAGGAAGGUAAGGGUUUUGGGCACUUGCCUCCUCGUAGUUGAUAGCCUAUCUGCCAACAGUUUGAUCAGCAUUAAAGCGAGCACUUGUAAGUUUGGGCUCAAGCUCUGAGACUUUGCCAUCCUUGUACAAGCUCAUAGUCAUGGAUCUCUCUUCUUCUUCUUCUUCUUCUUCUUCUUCUUCUUCUCGAAUUAUUAUCAUUAUUAUUUUUCAUCGGUUUUGAAAUUGAGCCGACGAGAUUCUCUUUUCCCUUCACUUGUCACAUUAUCACUUUCAUUUUUAAUUAUUAUUAUUAUUAUUA